This is a messenger RNA of Protobothrops mucrosquamatus (brown spotted pit viper), 1586 nucleotides long. RefSeq names its product histone-arginine methyltransferase CARM1. The transcript is spliced from 13 exons. NCBI's taxonomy places the organism in Eukaryota, Metazoa, Chordata, Lepidosauria, Squamata, Viperidae. The coding region runs from base 1 to 1332 and encodes 443 amino acids. Gene Ontology annotation, biological process: peptidyl-arginine methylation. Gene Ontology annotation, molecular function: protein-arginine N-methyltransferase activity. The record is from RefSeq and is a predicted model, not a curated record.
AUGGAAAAAAGUGUAUCUCAUUCAAAUAUCUUCAGUUAUUUUUUCAGCACAUAUACCUCAGUGCAAUUAUAUCCUACAUCACGCAUAUUGUACUGCAUUGACGUUCUUCUAAAUCAAAUUGAUGGUGUGUGUGCAUUUAAAUGCUUGGUUAAUAAAGAUACUGAAUAUUGCCGUGUAGGAAAAGAGUCCAUUUUGAUAACACUUGGUUACAACAGCACCUUACUACAAUUCACGUCACAUUCUGAAUAUAACAUGUUUUCAAAUGCCCUGAAAAGCUGUAGGAAGAUAAAUAAGGAACAUUCUGUAUUCAGUCAGAGAACAGAAGACUCCUCUGCAGCUCAGUAUUUUCAGUUUUAUGGAUGCUUAUCUCAACAACAGAAUAUGAUGCAGGAUUUUGUAAGGACGGCUACAUAUCACAGAGCAAUACUUCAGAACCAUACAGAUUUUAAGGAUAAGGUGGUCCUAGAUGUUGGAUGCGGAUCAGGUAUUCUUUCAUUUUUCGCUGUGCAAGCUGGUGCUAAAAAAGUCUAUGCUGUUGAAGCUAGCUCGGUGGCUAAAUAUGCCGAGAUUUUAGUCCAGAGUAACAACGUGGCUGAUAAGAUCAGUGUUCUCUCAGGAAAAAUUGAGGAAAUCACACUACCUGAAAGGGUAGAUGUUAUAGUUUCUGAGCCAAUGGGUUACAUGCUGUUCAAUGAAAGGAUGCUGGAAAGUUACCUUCAUUCCAAAAAAUGGCUGAAGUCCAGUGGAAUGAUGUUUCCAACAUUUAGUGACAUUCAUUUGGCUCCUUUUUCCGAUGAACAACUCUACAUGGAACACUACUCCAGAGCCAAUUUUUGGUAUCAGCAAUGUUUUUAUGGGGUAAAUCUGUCCGGUCUCCGUAAUGCAGCUGUAGAUGAAUACUUCAGACAGCCCAUUGUAGACACAUUUGACAUUAGAAUUUUGAUGGCCCGGACUGUGAAAUACACUGUUAGUUUUCUAGAAGCAGAAGAGGAAGAUUUGCAUAGAGUGGAAAUCCCCUUUGUGUUUCAAAUGAUGCAAUCUGGAUUAAUUCACGGCUUGGCAUUUUGGUUUGAUGUGGCAUUUGUUGGCUCAAUGGUAACAGUUUGGCUCUCCACUGCUCCAACCGAGCCUCUGACCCAUUGGUAUCAAGUUCGCUGCCUUUUCCAAACUCCUCUCUUUGCCAAAGAAGGGGAGACACUUUCAGGGGAGGUCUUAUUUGUAGCAAACAAACGGCAGAGUUAUGACAUCCAGAUUGUUGCCAUAGUGGAUGAGACAGGCUUUAAAUCAGGCAAUGUGCUUGAUUUAAAGAAUCCAUUCUUUAGGUACGCUUAGAUGUGAUGAAACUAACCUGCUGGAAGAACAGCCAGGAUUAUAAACAAACCAAGGAGUCUAUGAACAGUUAAAUACAAGCAUAUUGGCAUUGCUGCUUCUGUGAAAUCUGUAUGUACGUAUUAAAAAAAAAUAUUUUCUACAAAUUGUAUAAUAUUUGUGAAAACUAUUUUUUCAGAUGUAUAUCUCCAGCCUUUAAACACAUCUGUUUGGAACUGUAAUCCACUGUAAUGAAUAAAUGAUACUUGGUUGACGUA